GCAUCCGGACCAGCUGCACGCGCUGUGAAUUGAACUGUGGAAGUGUCAAGGAUUCUAGGAGCCUCAGCAUGUCGGGGCCCACAACUACACUGGCCAGCACUGCAGCUGCAGCCACGGCACAAGUGGAGGACUUGAGAUUCGGUUGGACCGACUAUACGGUGUUCAUACUUAUGUUGAGUGUGUCCGCGGCCAUUGGCGUGUACUUUGGCUUCUUCUCCAAGGCGAAGAACACCACAGAGGAAUAUCUGCGUGGCGGCAAGAAGAUGCAGGCGCUGCCCAUAGCCAUAUCUUUGGUCUCCAGUCAACUGUCAGGUGUUGCCAUCAUGUCCAUUCCCACUGAGAAUUAUACGUAUGGCUUUAACUUUAUAUUCGCGGUGCUAGCCAUGAUACCAACUGUUCCCAUACUGAUAUAUAUAAUUGUGCCCGUCUUCUAUGACAACAAUGUCGUCAAUUGUUAUGAGUAUCUGGAGAUGCGAUUCAAUAAACGCACUCGUCAAUUUGUGACGCUGACAUUUGUUUUGAAUCAAUUCCUAAUGCUGCCGGUUUAUAUGUUCAUACCCUCACUGGCAUUCUCUCAAGUGACCGGCAUAAAUAUUCACCUAAUCAAUACCGUAAUCUCAUCGAUCUGCGUUUUCUAUACCAUGUUGGGUGGCAUUAAGGCGGUCGUCUGGACGGAUGUGGUUCAGGCUGGCGUUAUGCUGCUCUCUGUUAUAAUGGUGGGCGUUCUGGGCACUAUGCGAACAGGUGGAUUGGGUACUGUGCUCGAGUAUGCCUCGGAGGGCGGUCGCUUUAACUUUGAUUUUAGACUUGAUCCAAGAAUACGUGCCACUUUCUGGAACAGCAUGACCAGCGGCCUACUACUUUGGACGGGCAAAAUUGGACUUGAUCAGAGCUGUGUACAGCGCAUUGUCUCCUUGCCUUCGUAUGCGCAUGCCAAAAAAUCUCUUGUUGUUGCGGGCUUUGGUUUUCUGAUUAUCAUGUUCUUUACCUCGUUUGCUGGCAUCAUAAUGUUUGCCCGCUAUUACGGCUGUGAUCCCAUGCUGGCAGGCCUGGUCAGCAAGCCGGACAAAAUGAUGCCCUUCUUUAUACAGGACAUAAUGGGUAAUCUGCCUGGCAUGCCGGGACUGUUCAUCUCGUGUGUGUUCAGUGCUUCCCUGAGUUCGCUUUCGGCUAAUCUUAACUCGUUCGCCGGCGUUGUUUACUUUGACUAUAUCAAGCCCCAUAUCCGGCAUACGGAGGCACGGGCCAAUGGAUUCAUGAAACUGGUCAUCAUUGCCAUGGGCGGCUACUGUAUUGUGGGCGGGUUCAUUGUGCAGCGUUUCAACUCAAUAUUGCAGACAAUGUGGACGAUUACGGGCAUCAAUACGGGUGCCGUUGUGGGUAUCUUUCUGUUGGGCAUGUUUGUGCCCCGUGUCAAUGGGAAGGUAGCAAUGACCAGCAUUUUGUUCAGUGUGCUUGCCAUGCUGUGGGUCAUCAUCAAUGCGCAGAUGAACAUCAAGGCGGGCCUUAUUAAAUAUGAAGUAUUGCCAAAUAGCUUGGAUCAGUGUGAGGCGCGUGGCCUAGACACGAUUUUUAAUGCAAUAAAUCAGACAGCUACAGCAACAACAACAGCUGCCCCUGUGCCCACCAAUGUGACCACCGCUUUCGGCAGCAAUCGGGAGUUUUCAAUCUAUGAUAUAUCUUUCUAUUGGUACAAGGUAUUGGGCGCUAUUCUGAUAUUCGUCUGGGCAGUGCCCAUGAGCUAUGUUUGGCGCCCGGACAGAAAUGAGAAACAAAGUCCAAAAUUGUAUUCGCCAUUUGUGCGCAACAUGUUAAAUGUGCCCGAUCCGGUGCUGGAGCUAGAGGAGCUGCCAUUAAGGGAACCAUUGACAAAAGCUGUGCAGGAAAAUGGUGCGGCAUAGGUUUAGCCAAAUUGUUACUUACAACUAUAUUUAGUUAAUACACAAUGUUAUCUCUCUUUUGUAUUUUUAAAAGAUUUAUUUACAAAAGAAUAUUUAAAUGAAGAAUUUCUUACACAGAAAGUAUCCAGCUACAUACAAAAA
This is a messenger RNA of Drosophila montana, 2042 nucleotides long. Its product is annotated as sodium-coupled monocarboxylate transporter 1-like. The coding region runs from base 69 to 1901 and encodes 610 amino acids. Gene Ontology annotation, cellular component: membrane. Gene Ontology annotation, molecular function: symporter activity. Lineage: Eukaryota; Metazoa; Arthropoda; Insecta; Diptera; Drosophilidae. The transcript has 8 exons. The record is from RefSeq and is a predicted model, not a curated record. Gene Ontology annotation, biological process: transmembrane transport; sodium ion transport.